AGCCACAUCAAUUCCGACCAGUCCUCGGUCAACGAGUGGAACGCCAUGCAGGAUGUCCAGUCCCACCGCCCGGAUUCCCCAGUCCUCUUUACGGACGUCCCCACGGAGCGCGAGCGGACGGAGCGUCUGAUCAAGACCAAACUGAGAGAGAUUAUGAUGCAGAAGGAUCUGGAGAACAUCACGUCCAAGGAGAUCCGCACAGAACUGGAAAUGCAGAUGGCGUGCAACCUGCGAGAAUUUAAGGAAUUCAUAGAUAACGAGAUGAUCAUCAUCCUGGGCCAGAUGGACAGCCCCACGCAGAUCUUCGACCACGUCUUUCUGGGUUCGGAGUGGAACGCCUCCAAUCUGGAAGACUUGCAGACAAGAGGGGUGCGGUAUAUUCUGAACGUCACUCGUGAGAUCGACAAUUUCUUCCCGGGAGUUUUUGAAUACCACAAUAUCCGAGUUUACGACGAAGAGGCGACGGAUUUGCUGGCUUACUGGAACGACACCUACAAAUUCAUCUCCAAAGCGAAGAAGCACGGCUCCAAGUGCCUGGUCCACUGCAAGAUGGGCGUCAGCCGCUCGGCGUCCACCGUCAUCGCCUACGCUAUGAAGGAGUACGGCUGGAACCUCGACCGGGCCUACGAGUACGUCAAGGAGCGCCGUAGCGUCACCAAGCCCAACCCCAGCUUCAUGCGCCAGCUGGAGGAGUACCAGGGCAUCCUCCUGGCCAGCAAGCAACGCCACAACAAGCUGUGGCGCUCACACUCCGAGAGCGACAUCUCAGACCACCACGAGCCCAUCGGCAAUUCGGGGAUGGAGGUCAGCAAAAAAGAAAUUACCACCUCGGCCGACCAGAUCUCCGAGAACAGGUCUUCCAGCAGCCUCGUGGCGGUGCCUGUGGGGAUCAGUGCCAGCCCGCACGGACCCUUGCUGUGCCAUUUGGGCUCCGGCCCUUUGGCGAAUCUUCCGGGCAAGGAGAGGGUGAUCCAGCUGGAAAUUGCGCCCCGAGACAUCGACGCCGAGCAGAUAGAGGACCAGCUGAAUUUGAACAACCUCAAUGGGUGCCCUACCGGAUGCUGUCCGGGCGACGCCGAGUCGCCCCUAGACAACUGCAAUCCCUCCGAGGCCUUACUGGAGCAAGGGGGUGCCUUGACAUCGGCCGGUGGGUUUCCGGACUUGGCGGUGGAUGAGUUAGAGAACGACGCCCUCAAGCCGGGAGACGGGAACGUCCACCUGGUGCCCAUGGAGGAGUUGGAGUCCUGCUUGCGAGACACGCCCAGCCCGCCCGGCAACCUUUCUCAGCCGGACGAGGAGGAGGAAGAGGAGGAGGAGGAGGAAGAAGAAGAAGAGGAGGAGGAGGAGGAGGAGGAGGAUGCCACAGCCGGAGACUUUGGCACGGAUCGGAUUGACUUCUUCAGCGCCUUGGAGAAGUUUGUGGAGCUGUCGCAGGAGAAGAGGCCGCGGGCCUCGUCCAGAGCGGAAGAUCUGGGCAACGGGCGAAACGGGAAUCCCCGGGUCUCUGGCUUGGAGCUGCUGCCUUGCGAUCCUGCCGAGCAGGCCCGGCGAAGCGCCUCGGCGGGCAGCUCCCCGCAGGUCUCGGAGGCGUCUUCUCUGGAGGAGGAGCAGCUGAAGCCUCCCGUGGGCCUGACCCGGUCCCAUUCCCCUGUCAUCUCGGUCAAAGGGAUCGUCACUGAGAUCGAGUCAAUCCAUCAGGGAGGGUCACAGGGACCAGCCAAGGCAGAGACCACCAACAAUCCCCUCCCAACGCCCAAGAGGACCCCCCUCCAUGAGACGCCAGCCGAGGACAGCAAGCACGGGAAGGCCGAGGAGGCAGGGGACACGGCCGGACCUGUCCCGAAAGAAGCUGCUCGGGAGCCUUUGAAACCGGAUCCAGACGGGUCUUCGUUGCCCCCAAUGCUCGCCUCUAAGCCAGACAUGGAAGGAAGGGGCUUGGCUGAAGACCCCGCAGAUGCCCGAGUCCUCCCCGGGCCCAAAUGGUGCCCUGGUUCCGUCCGACGGGCCACUCUAGAGUUCGAAGAGCGUCUACGGCAGGAGCAGCAAGAUUUGCAGCACGCUCCCCCCAUCGCCCUGUUCCCCGUCCGGAAGAAUUCCAGGAACGAGUCCCCCGCCUCCGAUCCGAGCGCCAAGGGCAAGAACGAGGAUCCGCCACAUGAGCCGGCCCAGCUCCCGAAGAGUAACGAGGUCUUGAGGACAGGCAGCAGCUGCGAGACGGCGACCGUCUCCGAACCGCCGUCGGAAGUGUCUCCUCCACCGGAAGUCCCUGCGGAGAUAUCGGGCGUAGCUCACGAGCACCGGAUGGUGCUUUGGAUGGAGGGUGACGAGGGUCCUCCUCUGCUCAGCCCCCUCCCCAAGAGAAUCGAGAUCAUCGAAUACACACCUGCUUUGCCUGGCACAGAGGGGGCCGAGAAGGGGGGCACCGCUCGGACCCCAGAGAAAACCCUGGAUGAAAACUGCAACGCCACUUUCAGCUCAGAGACACCUAGAUGCAGCCCGGAUUCGUCCGGGACUCCAGAACAGGAGAGCGGCCCCUUCAACAAAGCCCCCUUCUCUUGGGGGAACCCGAAGGAGACGGACAAGGAGGUGGGGGAAAUGGCACCGUCCAACUUGGCAGCCCCCUGCUCUCCUGCCAACCGAGCGAGGUGCUCCCCUCCACCUUCUUCAUGCGGCCAGCCCCAUCUCGGCCUGGAGGGGGUCACUCAGGACAGCACAAGCACCGAACCUGAGCCGGCUCCCUCAGGGGGCUAUGCUGGAAAUGGCCACUUCUCCCUGGAGGAGAGGGGAAGGGGUUUCUUGCCCUGGACACGCUGGAUCCCCGAUCCGAGAAAAAUCCCUCCGGACGUCCGCGCAGCCCCACCUCUCUGCUGCUCUCUCCCUCGCCGUUCUAGCUGCGACGCUUGCGCCAAAGACGACGGCCAGGGGACAGGCCUGGUCAAGCAGCUGGCGAAAGAACUGGAAUGCCGCCUGCGGCAAGCCGGGCUGACCGCGCCGUCCCAAAUGAAGCGCUCGGCCUCUUUGGCCAAACUGGACUGUCUGGGCUCGCUGAAGGACGACUUGCCCCGUGGCUGCUGCCUGUCCACCGGCGCCAGACCGGUCUCGCCAGAAUCGUUCCGGGUCCCCAUGCCGGAUCCGGUCAUCUCCUCCCUGGCCCUCCUGUCUCCCGAGCCCACGAGGCAUUUGGUGGAACCGGUCAAGCUGUGGGAAAGCCUGGCCCUGAGUCGGCCGGUGGAAAGACCCCUGGCUCAAUUCGCCCAAGACUUCCCCCCGGCCUGCGGGGCCCCCGAAGGAACGUGGACUUGGGGCCACAGCCCGGCCCACCCAACCGGGCUCGCUCGAAUCCCCCCCACCAGAACUCGAUUGCCCAGGAAAUUAAAAAAGUCCGAGCGGAAACGAACCACCAACCCCGUCUACAAUACGAUGUGA
Molecule: messenger RNA, 3426 nt
Organism: Protobothrops mucrosquamatus (brown spotted pit viper)
Lineage: Eukaryota; Metazoa; Chordata; Lepidosauria; Squamata; Viperidae
Product: protein phosphatase Slingshot homolog 2-like
Exons: 8
Coding region: 46-3426 (1126 amino acids)
Biological process (GO): negative regulation of actin filament polymerization; protein dephosphorylation; actin cytoskeleton organization
Cellular component (GO): cytoplasm
Molecular function (GO): protein tyrosine/serine/threonine phosphatase activity; actin binding
Source: RefSeq, a predicted model, not a curated record